AUGAAAGUGCUCUUCAAAGUGAAGAAACAUUAUAAUAAUAAAAUCAUUUAUAUCUUAGUCGUUUGUUGGUUGAAACAUUCUGAAAUGGAAACGAAGACAAGUUCGUUAAGUAAUCCAUUUAAACUUCGUUUCGAGAAUGCCAAAUACAUUCAUUCAGAUGUGAUUCAAACGUCACCACCACACGCUAAGAUUUAUUCAGAGAGCUAUGGAAAUAUUUCUUGCAAAUGGUCCAUAAUCGGCUGUUUUAUGGAAUGUCACGGAAAUGGAUAUCUGUUUCUUAGAAAAACUGCCUACAAUGCAAAUCAAAUUAGAGCCACAGCAAUGCUUUUCAAGCUAACACUUAGUAAGCAGAAAUGUUGUUCGUCCUCCUCUUCCAUCCACAUGACUGUCUCUAAAGUUGUUGGAAAAAACGAAAAUCAUUGA
This is a messenger RNA of Clunio marinus, 423 nucleotides long. Lineage: Eukaryota; Metazoa; Arthropoda; Insecta; Diptera; Chironomidae. The record is from the annotation of a GenBank genome assembly.